Molecule: messenger RNA, 318 nt
Organism: Paramecium octaurelia
Lineage: Eukaryota; Ciliophora; Oligohymenophorea; Peniculida; Parameciidae
Source: the annotation of a GenBank genome assembly
AAUGUCUCUAAUGGAAAUUAAAGGUUUGAUUUAUUAAAGGGAAGCAUUUUAGUUAAAUAGAAGUGGGGACAUUUAAUAAUACCUGGGGCUAAGAGUUGCAUCUAUACUACGGAUAAUAAAGUUAAUAUCAGGGAUGGGAAUGAAAAAUUAGAAUAAAUAAAUUUAAUGAGUAUAAUUGUUACAUAUUAUUUUUAUUUAAACAGAUGUCAAACAAUUGUUUACCCAUGACCUUUAAAUUAGACACGAGGGUGAAAUAAAUCAAAAACCUGAAGGAUUGGUAAUCAUUAGGUAUUAAAGUUGUGUUUAUAUAAAGUGAGC